CCGAGCUCAGGCAGUGAGCGAACUUUGUGCGCAAAGGAAAAGUUGGGCUGUCCUCCUCGGACAGAGCAGGGAGCGGCCCCACUCAAGGAUUUUGACUGACUUUCUCCUCCCAGCCCCGGCAGCCGAUCACCGGGGGGAGAUUUUAAAAAAAAGAAAUUGUGGUGGGGGUGAGAGGGAAAAGGGGGCAGAAAAGAUCCGUGAAGAGGGGAAAUGGGCCGGAGGAAAGUGUCGCUGCUUCACUGGCGGCUCCUCACCCAAGUUCUUGUCUUCUCUGUUUCUAUUGUUCAUGCGUCUAAGGUUUUAGAUGAAGUUCCAAUCCCGGAAGAUUCUGAGCUGGACCAGACUCCCCUUCGACGGCGGAGGUUCAUUGUUGAAUCAGACGAUGAAGAUUUUGUAACAUCAGCUGAGGGGAGCGCUGACUUCGAAGAAGGCAGCACACCAGUCACAGUUGAAACUGAACAUACAACUCUAGCCACGACAGAGAUUCCAGAGGGAAAAACAAAGUCCUCGGUGUAUCCUUUAAUGAUUCCAGUUGUAGCAGAAAUGAAUAGUAGUCCAGAACCCCCUCAGUAUGUAUACUAUCGCGUACUGGUGAAUUUCACUACUUCAAUUGAAUAUAGUUCGCAGUUGGAAGACUUUGAUUCUGAAGCAUUCAGAGAAAUAUCGGAAGGAAUCAUUGACACACUUGAGUCUGAAUUUUAUCGGAUCCCAGGAGACCAAACAGUCACUGUGGUAUGGAUCAAACAAGUGGACCAAAAUGUAAUUGUCGAGCUGGAUGUGGGAUCUGAUGGAAACGACAAUGAUGAGGAGAUACGAGAAGUGGUUUACUCGGUUGUGAGGAGUGGAUCGAUCGGACCUUAUGAAACGUCAGAUCAAGGAUUCAAAUUCCGACACCUCGGAGACGAUAAGAUCCCUCCUCAUCGUCAAUGCCUUCCCAACGAAUUUUCCUGCGGAUCUGGCGAGUGUAUUCCUCUUGAUUAUCGCUGUGACUUCAGGGCUGAUUGCAAGGACAUGUCUGAUGAAGCUGACUGUGCAAGGGUGAUCACAACAGUUUCACCUUCUCCAACUGUUCGUGUGAAAGUCCCAGUGACCACGACAACACCUGUUAUAGUGACAGUCAAACCAGAGAGACGUACACCAAGGCCACUUGUUACUCCAGCACCCGCUACCUCCACUCCUGAUUUUCUGAGACCCUGUUCUAUAGACCAGGCUGUAUGUCAGAACGGACAGUGCAUCCCCAGAGAUUAUCUGUGUGACGGAGAAAGAGAUUGCACAGACGGAAGUGAUGAGCUGGACUGUGGAGCACCAUCGCCAUGUGAGCCUAAUGAGUUCAUGUGCAAGAACGGGCGCUGUGCACUGAAGCUGUGGCGCUGUGAUGGGGACAAUGAUUGUAUGGACAACUCUGAUGAAGAGUAUUGUCCUACCAAAGGUCCUGGAGAUAUGUGUGCUCCUGAGCAGUUUGUCUGUGUUUCAACGAGACAGUGUAUCCCAGCAAGUUACCAGUGUGAUGAAGAAGCUGACUGUCCUGAUCGGUCGGAUGAAUUUGGAUGCACUCCUCCUCAGGUGAUCACACCACCAGAAGAAACUGUCAUGGUAAAACGGGGUGCUACUGUGACACUAACGUGUGUGGCAGCAGGUGUUCCAACUCCCAUCAUUACGUGGAGAUUGAACUGGGGUCAUAUCCCUGUUUCCAGCAGAAUUACCAUGACUAGUCAGAAUGGCCAGGGGACGCUGAUCAUUAGGGAUGCCAAGGAGUCAGAUCAAGGGGCUUACACAUGUGAAGCCAUCAAUGCCAAAGGAAUGAUCUUUGCAAUCCCUGAUGCGCUGCUGAUUUUGAAAUCCAACCCAGGAGUCUGCUCCGAAGGUCAGUUCCAUGUGGAGGGUAGCCUACAAUGUCUUCCUUGUUUCUGCUUUGGUGUUACUAGAAACUGUGAAUCUGCAAACCGCUAUAGAAACCAGAUACAUCUGCGCUUCACUGAGGAAGACAACUUUAUGGGUGUGAAUGUCACAGCAGCAGCCCAACCUGUGACACCUCCUGUCUCAACCUCUCAGAUGAUCGUGGACCCUGACUCAGGGGAGUUUCAAUUGGUUGAUCUCUCAAGACGGUUCCUCAGCCAUGAUUCCUUCUGGACUCUCCCAAGGCAAUUUCUGGGGGAUAAGGUUGAUUCGUAUGGUGGGUCCUUGCGCUUCAAGGUUCGUUACAGCGUGGCAAGAGGACAAUCGGAGCCAGAGGAAAAGGCAGAUGUGAUUAUAACAGGAAAUGGAAGAAAACUAGUGUACAAAACAAGGACCUCCACAUAUCCUGAUGUUAUCAACCAGAAAGAAAUUCUGUUCACUGAGGAUAACUGGCAGCAUGAGUCAGGCCUCCCUGUGACACGUGAAGAUCUAAUGAUGACAUUGGCUAAUCUAGACAAGAUAAUGAUCCGAACAAAGUAUGACAACAAAAUGUCCAGCAUUGGUCUCAGUGACAUUGUCAUGGAUACCACCAGUGUGGAAUUUACAACUAUGGGAAAACCAAAGCUUGUUGAACAAUGCAGAUGCCCUCCAAGUUACAAGGGUCUGUCUUGUGAGACCUGUGCCCGUGGAUUUAAACGAGUUUUGACAGGGCCAUACCUGGGUGUUUGCGAUGGAUGUAGCUGCAAUGGACAUGCUAGCAGCUGUGACAAAGUCACAGGAUACUGUCUGAGCUGUCGACACAAUACGGAAGGUCCACACUGUGACAAGUGCAAGCCUGGAUUUUUUGGUGAUCCCACUCGAGGGACUGCCAACGACUGCAUGCCAUGUCCAUGUCCGUUUACUGAUUCCCGGAGGAGAUUUUCAGAAACCUGUUUCUUGGAUACAGAUGGGCGUCCUACCUGUGAUGCCUGCAGUGAAGGCUACACUGGACGUAGAUGUGAAAUUUGUGCCGCUGGUUAUGAAGGAAACCCAAUGUCUCCAGGUGGAAAGUGUAAACCACAUGCGGGACAUUUUUCAAAUUGUGACAGCAGAGGAACAAAAUCCACAGAAUCAUAUGCAGGAUCCUGUGUGUGUAAGGCUAAUGUCAUUGGAAGACUCUGUAAUCAAUGCGCGACAGGGUCCUUCAAUUUAAACGAUGCCAACUUGGAUGGCUGCGUGAAAUGUUUCUGCAUGGGAAUCAGCAAAGAGUGUACCAGUUCAUCUUGGCACCGAGACCAGGUCCGUGCUCUCUAUGACGAGCAAGAAAGUAACCUUUACAUGUUAACAAACAUGGCACACACUCAGAGGAUCAUUGAAGGCAUUAAAAUCAGUGCAUUGAGCGAACUGACUUUUGCAAACUUUGAUGCAAUCCCUCGAGACAUCUACUACUGGGUGCUACCAGAUCGAUUCAAAGGUGAUAAGGUUACUUCUUAUGGAGGGGAAUUACAUUACACGAUCCUGCAUAAUGUCUCCCCUGACUCUUUGCCAGUCACUGGGAUGCCAGAUGUUGUUCUACAAGGCAAUAAUAUCUUCCUGGAGCAUUAUACAGCUAAGAGGCCACAACCUGGCAUUCCCUCAACUUUCUCUGUUUCUUUCAAAGAAACCGCAUGGCGACGGGCUGAUGGCCAGCCUGCUACCAGAGAACAUCUCCUGAUGGCUUUGGCCAAUAUCAAUGCUUUCAUGAUCCGAGCAAGCUAUACUGAAGGAACGACUGAAAGCAGAAUAUCCCAAAUCCGUAUGGAUGUAGCUGUCCCACAUUCCACUGGACAGGAGCAGGCUGUUGAGGUGGAGGAAUGUAUUUGCCCAGAAGGUUACAAGGGAUCAUCCUGUCAGGAAUGUGCUUUUGGCUACAGACGCACAACAAGCGGGUUGUACCUGGGGAUGUGUGAGCGUUGUGACUGCAAUGGACACUCUGACUGUGAUGCAGACACUGGGGAAUGCUUGAAGUGCCAACACGACACCAAGGGCCUCCGGUGUGAACGAUGUGAGUCUGGUUUCUAUGGCAAUGCCAGAGGUGGAACUCCAAAUGACUGUAAGCCUUGCCCUUGUCCAGGAACCACUCCCUCAAAUCAGUUCUCCUCGACUUGUUUCCUGGGUGCAGACGGACAAGCAACUUGUGAUCAUUGCCCUAGCGGUUAUGAAGGCAGAAACUGCGAAAGGUGUGCUUCAGGUUACACUGGAAAUCCAAUGUAUGGACAAAGUUGUACUACUGGCUGUACAUGUGACUGGAGAGGGAGUGCUCGAGGCCAGUGUGAUGCCAAUGGGCAAUGCCAAUGCAAGCCUCAUGUGCAAGGCCGAACCUGUGAUGCUUGCGAAGCUGGUUACUUCUACCUGAGUGCAGAGAACAGAGAGGGCUGCCUGCCCUGUUUCUGUAUGGGUGUGACACAGCAAUGCAGCAGCUCCUCAUACUACCGGAAUGUGGUUUCAAGUCCAUUUGUUCCACCAAACAACUUUCAGAACUUCUCACUGGUGAAUCGUCAGCGCACCACACGCAUCACCUCGGGAUUUACCGUGACAGUGAGGGACAGGCAGCCACAGCUGUCAUUUGGACGGUUCGGGCAGUACACACAGGAAUCCUACUACUGGCAGCUUCCAGAGGUGUUUCAGGGUGACAAGAGGGAGCAGUUCUUUGCUCGUAUUAGACGAGGACACAAGAAAGACCCAUCUUUGACUGAGGACCAGCUGAGGAAAGAUGCAGCCAUCUGGGAACUCUUGAGCACCUCUUCAUCGUUUCCUAGGGUUAAGCGAUCUUCAAAGUCUGUGCCUGAUUUGGAAGAGCAGAAGCGUAUAGAUGAUGAAAUAUGGGCAAUUAUAUCUGGGUUUACUGCCGAGCAGUCGCACAAACCACGUGUUCGUGGCCCACCGGGUGGCAGCAAUCUGUCUAAUGCUUCCCAUCCAUUAUCUCGACUGGCCUCAGCAAGGCCCGCUGAGCCACCUGCUCUCUCUUCCCCUCGCAAGCCAUCAUCUCAUUCCAUACGCACACCUUCCUCUUCAAGAGCCGCUAUUUCCCGUUCUUCUCGUCCCUCAUCUCUACUUUCUCGUCCUGGUGACCACAAAAAGAUGAGAAACAUUCCUCAGACCCCUUCACUGCAAACUCAGGAAUCGUCAAACCUAAUUCCUUCACCCGUGUCGGGCCUAAGGCCUGGAGGUUUUGAGAAGCACUCUCUGCUUUACAAGGGCUUCAGCCUCCUUCCUGAAAGCAAUUACUAUUGGCGUCUACCUCACCAGUACCUGGGGAACAAGGUGACUUCCUAUGGUGGACUUCUACGGUAUACACUGUCCUACGAUGCAGGGUACCGGGGUUCCUCAGUACCAGAUGCUGAUGUACAGAUCAUUGGCAAUGACAUCACUUUGGUGACCUACCAUCAUCACCCUCUUCAACCGAGAGAGAUACAGUCCUUUGAGAUCAUGUUCAAGGAGCAAUUUUGGAAGCGCCCAGAUGGUCAGCAAGCCACCCGAGAGCAUCUCCUGAUGGUCCUUGCUGACUUGGACGAGGUCCUCAUCCGAGCUACCUACUCGACCGACAUGAUCUCUGCCAGCCUCUCUGAUGUGAGCAUGGAGGUCGCAGUGCCAUAUUACACCAACAUGGCACAGGCUCUGCAAGUGGAAGAAUGUCGUUGUCCUCCAGCAUACCAUGGAUUGUCCUGCCAGGACUGUGCUCCUGGUUACACCAGGACUGGAGGAGGUCUCUAUCUCGGAGAUUGCAAAUUAUGUGAAUGUAAUGGACACUCUGAUUCCUGCCACCCAGAGACUGGUGUUUGCUCGAACUGUUUACAUAACACGGCUGGGGAGUUCUGUGAUCAGUGCGCCCCUGGAUAUUAUGGAGAUGCCACUGUGGGUACACCAGAGGACUGCCAACCUUGUGCCUGUCCACUGACAAACCAAGAGAACCAGUUUUCUCCCAUCUGUGAAAGUAGCAGAGUUGGUGGGUACAGAUGUACGGCGUGCCUCCCUGGCUACACAGGCCAGCACUGUGAGCGCUGUGCCCCAGGGUAUUCUGGCAAUCCAAGAGUUGCAGGACAGAAGUGUCAUCCAGUAGAUCACAAUCCCUUCCUGGUUACUAUUAUCCCUCGGAGAGCAACGGUGGAACAAGGCAGCACUGUGAUACUGAAAUGCCAGGUUGUUGGUCAGGCUCCAUUUUACUACUACUGGAGCAGAGCUGAUGGUCACCCCUUAUCCAACCGCGUUCAGCAGAGGCAACAAGGUGAAGAGCUGGUGAUCAGGGAAAUUAAAUCAGCCGAUGCUGGGAUUUACAUAUGUACCUGUCGGAAUAUGCAAAGUACCAAUUCAAGUCAGACUGAAAUCAUAGUUACUGUCCCCCAUUUCAAAGCCAUAACCGUGACUGUGGAAGAACCGAGGACACAGACAGUGAGAUCUGGCGUCACUGUUAAUUUUAUCUGCACAGCAAAGAGUCAGUCUCCAGCGUAUACAUUGGUAUGGACCCGACAGCUCGGAGGUAAACUCCCAAGCACCGCUAUGGACUUUAAUGGAAUCUUGACCAUCCGCACUGUUCGUCCAGAGGAUGCUGGUGUCUAUGUCUGCACAGGUUCCAACAUGUUCGCCAUGGACGAGGGGACUGCAGAAUUACAUGUACCAGCUACAUCCCAGCUCCAUUUUCAGUCACUUGAAACACUAGAAGGAAACAAGCAAUCAGCAGCACCUGUAGCGACAGUUGAGCCUGCCAUCCUAACAGUCAAGCAGGGGCAGACCGCUGAAUUCCGAUGCACUGCAACUGGAAAUCCACUUCCAACUCUGGAAUGGUUUGGGGGCCAAGGUAAUAUUAUCUCACCGAAUGCAGUCAUUCAGGGCGGACUUCUGAGGAUUGUUGCUGUGGAACGUUCGGAUGAAGCAGAGUACUCCUGCAAAGCUUCAAACAAUGCUGGAUAUCACAUUGCCACAUCUAUUCUCUAUGUGCAAGGUAGUGGUAACCUGCCUCAGGUACAGGUCAGUCCAGAGCGGAUAGAGGUACCAGAGGGUGACACUGUUAGACUGUACUGUCGAGCUGGAGGACAGCCAUCACCAGUGAUCUCGUGGAAGAAGUAUGGAGGAGAGCUCCCGCCACAGGCUAUAUCCAUAUUUGGUUUCUUCCCGAGGGGAACCAGCAAAAAUGCUCAGGUUUUACAGAGGCGCAUUCAAGAGCUGCAGGCCAAAGUUGAACGGUUAGAUAUUGGGACUCUUAUUAUCCCUUCCAUCACUGUGGCCCAAGCUGGUGUCUACCUGUGUGUGGGAACCAAUGCUGCUGGCUCCUCAGAGGGUCGCAUUGAAGUCUCAGUGUUAACCUCAGAAGGAUCAGUACCAGUAAUCCGAAUUCAUCCCUCCCCUGGCUCAGUAACAGAGGGAGACACACUGGAGUUGUAUUGCCAUGUGACAGGAGAUCCUCAACCCAAGAUCACAUGGCGCAAGAGAAGUGGUUACUUAACAGACAAUCACCAGGUGCAAGGUCCAAUGUUACGCAUUCGACAGGCCACACAUGCUGAUGCUGGGGAUUAUAUCUGUCACGCUGAAAACAGCCUGGGGAUGCAAGAAGUUUCAGUCUCUGUGUCAGUCAGCCCCAGUGCUUUCCCCAAGGGAACUGCCCCAAUAGUGCGGAUUCAGCCUUCACCUACCUCAGUGGGUGAGGGAGAGAUGCUAGAGUUACACUGCCAGGCCACAGGGCACCCAGAACCCAGGAUCACAUGGUACAGGGUCGCUGGCAGUCUCUCAGCCAAUCACCAGGUACAGGGCCCUGUGUUGCGCAUCCGUCACAUGACUCCUGCCGACAUCGGGGAUUACAUCUGCCGUGCAGAAAAUGAAUAUGGAGCACGAGAGGUCAAGUUCUCUGUAUCAGUCACUUCCACUCCAUCCCAUCAAGGAACAGCCCCCACAGUGUUGGUUCACCCCUCCCCCAGCUCAGUAAGGGAGGGGGAUAUGCUGGAGUUACAUUGCCAGGUCACAGGCCAACCAGAGCCCAGGAUCACAUGGCACAGGUCGGCUGGCUCUCUAACAUCCAAUCACCAGGUACAGGGCCGUGUGCUACGUAUCCUCCGUAUGAGGCCAGCUGAUGUUGGUGAUUACAUCUGCCGCGCGGAAAACAUCUACGGAACACAGGAGGUCAAAUUCUCCGUCUUGGUGCUUCCUUCCACCUCACAAGGAACAGCCCCCACAGUGUUGGUUCACCCCUCCCCCAGCUCAGUAAGGGAGGGGGAUAUGCUGGAGUUACAUUGCCAGGUCACAGGCCAACCAGAGCCCAGGAUCACAUGGCACAGGUCGGCUGGCUCUCUAACAUCCAAUCACCAGGUACAGGGCCGUGUGCUACGUAUCCUCCGUAUGAGGCCAGCUGAUGUUGGUGAUUACAUCUGCCGCGCGGAAAACAUCUACGGAACACAGGAGGUCAAAUUCUCCGUCUUGGUGCUUCCUUCCACCUCAAGAAAUGCCCCCACAGUGUUGGUUCAGCCAACCCCCACUACUGUGAGGGAAGGAGAAAUGCUGCAGUUGCACUGUCAGGUCACAGGUCAACCACCGCCCAGGGUCACAUGGUACAGGGCGGCUGGAUCUCUAACAACCGACCACCAGGUACAGGGCCAUGUGCUACGCAUCCUUCGUGUGAGUCCUGCUGACACUGGGGAUUACAUCUGCCGCGCUGAAAACGUCUAUGGAAUGCGAGAGGUCAAAUUCUCUGUCUCAGUCACUCCUUCCAGCUCACAAGGCAUUGCCCCGACAGUGAGAAUUAACCCCUCUACCACCUCUGUCAGCGAGGGAGAAAUGUUGGAGUUACACUGCCAGGUCACAGGUCAGCCUGAACCCAGGGUCACAUGGCACAGGGCAACAGGGUCACUGACAGCCAAUCACCAGGUGCACGGCCGUGUCCUACGCAUCCUUCAUGUGAGUCCCGCUGACACUGGCGAUUACAUCUGCCGCGCGGAAAACAUUGCAGGAACGCGGGAGUUCAAAUUCUCUGUCUCGUUAUCUUCAACUACAUUCACACAUGAAGGCGCACCAAUAGUGCGAGUUCAACCCCAGCCUGUCUCAGUAAUGGAGGGAGAAAUGGUGGAGUUACACUGCCAAAUCACAGCUCAGCCUGAGCCCAUGAUCACAUGGUACAAGGCAGAUGGUUACCUAACAGACAAUCACCAGGUAGAGGGCCCUGUGCUAAGAAUCUUGCAGGUGACUAGUGCUGAUGAUGGAGAUUAUAUCUGCCGUGCAGAAAACAUCUUUGGAAUGCAACAACUUAAAUUCUCUGUCAUGGUUACCUCCACGACAUCCAGGGAACUGUUGCCAAUUAUAAGUACUGGGCCACAAGACAUUACUGUCAUUGAAGGUGGUGAUGCCUCCUUCAGCUGUCAAGUUGUUGAUGGAGCUCAACCAUUCAGCAUCAAGUGGAAAACACCAAAUGAGCCAUUACAAGCAAAUGUGAAGAUCAGUAAUGAUGGCUCUGUGAUUAAAAUCACUCGAGCUCGUCAGCGUGAUCAAGGCCAGUACAAAUGUGUGGCUCAAAAUCGGUUUGGAUCAGCAUUCAGCAUAAUGACUCUGGUUGUACAAGGACCUCCGACGGUCUCCAUCUCCCCCAGGGGCCCAGUCAGGCUGGGUGUGGGUGAUUCCGUUACACUGGAAUGUAUAGGCAUGGGCGAACCUCGGCCUACGAUCAGAUGGCGUCGGGUCAAUGGCAGGCAAAGGAAUAACCUGCCGAGGGAAGGCAAUCCUAUCCUAACGAUUUCUUCAGCUCGUCUGCAGGAUUCUGGGACCUACUCCUGCACGUCCUCGAAUAUGUUUGGCAGUGUUGAUUCUCAGGUAGAGGUGAUUGUCGAGCGAUCAGCCUCCACACCUCAGGUUCCUCAGGUCACUGCAGAAGAGCCAUCAGUAACUGUUACAGCAGGACAGAUAGCUACCCUGCGCUGCUCAGCUACCGGUUACCCCACUCCGAUUAUUCAGUGGUCUAAGUUGCGAGCCCCGUUGCCAUGGCAGCACAGGAUUGCCAAUGGAUCUUUGGUUAUUCCUAAUGUGGGACUGCAGGAUUCUGGACAGUACAUCUGCAAUGCGUCCAAUUCCGCUGGAUUCAAUGAGUUAUUCAUCACUUUGGAUGUAGAAACUGCACCAUAUGCAACCUUUGAUCAAGAGGUUGUCACUGUAAGGGUUGGUGAGAUCAUCCGACUACACUGUCUAUCCCAAGGAACUCCUCCAAUAACAUAUGAAUGGUCCAAGGUGAAUGGAAGUUUGCCAAGUAGGGCAGUCAAACGCAACGGGUUCCUGCAAAUUAAUCUCGCCGUUGUAUCGGACUCAGGAAAGUACCGCUGCAUGGUGAAGAACAAAGUUGGUCAAAGUGAUGCAAUUUCAACAGUGACUGUGAAAUCUCCACCAGCAGUGAAAGUUUCACCGCAAAUUGAGGUACGCAAUAUUGGUGGCACUGUGGAAUUCACCUGCGCAGCCACUGGCCACCCAGAACCCAGGACGGAGUGGUUCAAGGAGGAAGGACAAUUUCUGUCGAAUCAUAGAAUCAAUAAAGGAGUCUUGAGAAUAGAAAAUAUACAAGAAGGAAAUGAAGGGGUUUAUGUCUGCAGAGCGUCGAACCCAUUUGGGCGGGUGCAGGACAGUGCCAAACUUGUCAUCCAAGCCUUACCAAUUGUCAUGAUCAACGUGAGGGCAUCCAUGCAGAUGGUAAUGGUGGGUGGGUCAGUGGAAUUCGAGUGCCAGGCAAUCGGGGAUCCCCAGCCUUCUAUUCGAUGGAGUAAAGUGGAUGGAAGGCUGUCUCCUGAAGUUAUCCUCAAGAAUGGAAUGCUGAAAAUUGACCAUGUGAAAGAGUCUGAUGCAGGGCGUUACCGAUGUACAGCUACCAACGAUGCAGGAUCCGUCAAGUCUGAGGUGGUGCUAUACGUGCAGACUGUGCCCAUGAUUGCUCCUCAGCCAGAGCUCAAAGAAGUAACGAUUGGAUCCAAGGCUGUGUUUCCGUGUCUGGCCUCUGGAUAUCCAGAGCCAGAGAUCACCUGGACUAAGCUGGAGGGAGAUCUCCCAACCGGAGCCUACGUUGAGAACCAUGUGUUGACCAUACCAUCAGCUACCACCGAACAUACUGGAACAUACGUUUGUACAGCCACAAAUGAACAGGGGACAGAGACAGCAUACGCCAUGCUGAAAGUCAGAGAACGCAAGAUCCCAUAUUUCACACAGGAUCCUAUCGCCUACAUUGCAUUGCCCACAAUAAAGGAUGCCUACCAUGAAUUUGAAAUCAGCAUAACAUUUCGCCCAGAUGCAGCUGAUGCUCUCUUACUGUACUCUGGUAUGAUUAUUUACAAUGGCCAGAAACAGACAACAGGAGCAGAUUUCAUCUCAUUCUCUCUCGUUGGAGGCCGCCCUGAAUUCAGGUUCGAUGUAGGUUCUGGCAUGGCAACAAUCCGUCACCCUAACCCCAUUACUCUGGGAGAGUACCACAAUGUAGUGUUAUAUCGGAACUUGACUCAUGGCUCUCUGUUUGUAGACAACGAUCCCCCUAUCAAUGGGAGUUCUCAGGGAAAUUUCCGAGGCCUGGAUUUGAAUGAAGAGCUGUAUGUUGGUGGUUACCCCCAUUUUGAAAACAUUUCAAAAGUCACUGGAAGCAACAGUGGGUUUAUGGGCUGCAUUCGCAAGCUUGUAAUUCAAGGUGAUGAAGUGAUCUUCUCCGCUCCAGAUCUGAAAGCUAGAGGAAUAUCUGACUGCCCUACUUGCAAAGACAACCCUUGCAAGAAUGGAGGUCAAUGUAUUGACUCUGAGACUGGCAGCUAUGCAUGUCACUGUAGGAAGGGAUAUACCGGGAGUAAUUGUGAACAUUCAUUAGCUCUGCACUGUCACCCAGAGGCCUGUGGGUCAGACGCGACCUGUGUGAACAGACCAGACGGCCUUGGGUAUAUCUGUCGAUGCCACCUCGGCAAACAAGGGCCGAAAUGUAUGGAUGGUGUCUUAAUUACAUCUCCUUCCUUCAGAGGAGGGCACUCUUUUGUGGCAUAUCCACCCCUGACCAACAUUCACAAUGAGCUGACCAUCGAGCUGGAGUUUAAACCUUACGCACCCACUGGCCUGAUGUUCUACAGCAGUGGUCAAAGGAUGAAAAUGAAUGACUUCAUCUCGGUUGCCAUGUUGAAUGGGCAUUUGGAGUUCCGAUACGACCUGGGAUCAGGACUUGCGGUUCUGCAGAGUGCAAACCCAGUGGCUCUCAACAAAUGGCACAGACUGAAAGCACAUCGACACAACAAGGAUGGUUUGCUGAAAAUAGAUGAUGAGAAAGAGAUCAGAAAAGUCUCUCCAGGCAAAAGCCAAGGUUUAAACCUUCGCAGCCCAAUGUACCUUGGAGGUGUUCCCAGUUCAGAGGUCCUUCCCAAAGCAGUAAAUGUCACAGAAGGGAUGGAAGGCUGCAUCACCAAGGUGUCCAUUAAUGGGAAGAAGGUGGAUCUCUCCUACACCUUUACGGACAGCCUGAAUGUUGAUCAGUGUUAUGACAGCUCACCAUGUGACCGUGCUCCGUGCCUGCAUGGUGGAAGGUGUAUAGUAACUGGAGAGUAUGAAUACCAAUGCAUCUGUACUAAUGAGUAUCAGGGUGAGAACUGUGAAAUCUCUUGGGACAUCUGUUUGCAGGGAAACCCUUGCAUGAAUGGUGGAACUUGUGACAAGAACCAGUGCUGGUGUCCGAUGGGAUAUACUGGAUCAUACUGUGAGCUAGGUAUGUCUGCUGUUACCCCAGCACCAGAAUGGCACAUGGAGGGUAGUGCGGACUCUCCUGUGCAAUAUGGAGCUUUCUUCCAUGAUGGAGGAUACAUUGUGUUGCCAAAACAAAUGUUCCCAAGGAGUUCUCCAACUGCCCCUGAAACCAUUGAAAUGGAGGUUCAUACAACAUCACUUGAUGGGAUCCUGCUAUGGCAGGGAGUGAAACACGGGGAAAAUGGAAAAGGGAAGGACUUUGUUGCUCUUGGUCUCCAAAAUGGUCAUGUGCUGUUCAGCUACCAACUGGGAAGUGGUGAAGCCAAUAUCCUGUCAGAAGAUCCGAUCAAUGAUGGAGAGUGGCAUAGAAUAAUUGCUGUGCGGGAAGGAAAAUCAGGAUAUAUCCAACUAGAUGGUGAGGACAUUGUGAGGGGAGAGUCCAAAGGAGACAAAGUCAUGGUAAACACGAGAGGAAGUGUCUACUUGGGUGGUGCUCCAGAUGUUGAACUCUUUACAGGGGGAAAAUUCACCUCAGGAAUCACCGGCUGCAUCAGGAAGGUGGUCCUUGUAAAUAAAAGACCCGACCAACAUCAGGUUCAACCAGUCGACCUACGGGUUCAUGCUGAGGGUGGGGUCAAUGCUCGAGAGUGUCCAUCAUAGGCAUUCAGGCUCACGAAAAGCAAAGUAGAGACUUCUGGGAAAAGGUGCUUUGCUGCUAUUAAAUUGGAUUGUUUUGUGUUCUUUAAUGCAGUCCUCUUUAACCAAAAAAAAACAAAUCAUCACAAUGUCAGCCGACUGUAUUCCAUUGAAUGAAGGGUUUUAGCAACUCAGCUUGGUUUAUUUUGUAUCUACAAGAGCCAUACAAGAACACCAGCAUUAUCCUGAGGCAGAAGAUGCUAUGGACUUAGAUUUUUCUAGCACUGAAGUUUGGGAUGAUAGUGAAGAGGAACAGCUGGUAACCAGUCUUCAACCUUUGCCUCUGAAUUCUAGCACGGUGUUUUAAGGAACUCUACCCUGGCUGGUGUCUACUUGAAAUGAACUAGGCCAAUUCAGUCAUCACUCGCUUUAUUAAAACAAAGGUUCACAAGCUGCAUACCUAAAAUAGUGAAAUAUCAGAGGAUUGGUGACUGUAGAAGUUAUAUAAUUGUACAAAAUAUACGAAGAUCUGAAUUGGUACCACUGUAGAAAAAUGUCGAGGGUUUAUAACAAUUUUACUUCUGUCUAUUGGAGUAGCAGGCAUUUUUUGUGCACAUACACUGUUAGCUUUCCAAUUAUUCAGAGUGUGCUGAAGCCCACAGAGAUGAUUAAACCUAUUCCAGAAUAAAUGCCCUAUGCUUUGGCAUAAAAUGCCACAUCUUCAAAUAUAACAAAUGUGCAGGCAAGGUUACACACUCCCAAAGGUGGCCAUUGAGUUUAUAAGAUGCAUCAUUAACGUUUGACAUCCUUGGGUUAGGUGGGCAGAAAUCAGUAAUGUCAAAGCACAUGUAGGGAGAAAGUUCCGAAAGCUCACUUUGUUAGGAAUGUAUUGAUUAUAGUGCUGGACUAGCAAUCCUAGGGAUUGGGAGUUCAAAACUCAACAGGGAAAAUUGAAUUUGGGCUGAUGAAAACUAAAACUACCCAUACCUGUCACCAGUCCCACAUCAUUCAUUCUUAACUCUGUCAGUGUACCUAGAGAUGUACAAUAAAAGCCAACCUUAUUUUGUAAUACUCAGCCCUGGGAAUGAAACUUUGUUUAAUACAAAACUUAAUCCUACUUUGCUUCAUGUACCUUUUACAAAAAUGCUUCUAUUCAUGAUAGUUGUAUCUUGAAGUCGAGGAGUUCAGCAAAUGCCCGAUGUUUAAAUCAAUGGACCAUUAGAGGGGCAUGGUCUUCAGGAGAAAUAUUUCAAUACCUCUUCGGUGUUUCUAAAUCCUCGGUUUUCUGCAAUAUCGUUCAUUAACAAAUGAGUUAGACAUUAUGAAAAGUUGGACACGAAGCUGUUCUGACCACGUAUCUACCAGAUACGUAAAGGUCACUGAUAUUUUGAAGACAAUGCCCUUUUAACUGACAAACAAGACCUUGGCCAAUGUCUGAAUUAUUUUUCUGUUUAGUUGGCUCCUUUUGUACAGCAAGUUAGACACUUUACAAAAAUAAAUCUGGCGAAUCUCUUUGUUCCUGUAUCAUGUUGGCCCACUGGUAUGAAUCCACCUGAAGAUGCUGAAAUUGUCUUAAGUUCUCAAUGUGCCAUCCCUAUCAGUAGCUGUAAGGAUUUGAGUGUUUUUUUUUAAACAUUGUAAAGGUCAAGGAAGUUGUUUUAAAUUUGGGGAUCAACAUUUGCAUCCCAUCUUCUGACUAAAGUCCUCCUGUCAAACAGUUCAUAAUGCAGCAACUGGCAUGAUGCAUUUCUGAAAUGCUAAGGGAGCAGGUAAACAUUGCAAAAAGAAGUGAGCACAAGAUUUAGACAGAGUUGCAAAUACAUCGCCUCUGGUACCAAUGACAUAUCCUCACUCCAUUCAUGGGGCUUUAAAUUCAGGCUCCACCAAUCAUACUUAAUGUUUAAUGAAGGAUUGAAUUUCUCUUUGAGAUUAAAACAUUCUUUGCAGUCCCAGACCUUUGUGUAUUAUUCAGAAUUGAUGGCUCUCUCAGUGAAUACAUCUUGUGAACCUUUUAUGAAAAAUGUUUGCUGGACGGAUAUCCAACAAAAAUUCUUAAACAGAAAACAAACCAGAGCACCCUUGCAUAGUUGAUGUUGGUUAGAACUACUGACAUCUGAGUGUAGCCAGCGCAAUCACUUGUGAAGUCACUGUUAGUGCUCUAAAUAUUUAACUAUGCAUUUUGAUGGUAAGCACGUCCUUGAAUGUUAUUGUAAUAUUUGAUCAUUUUCCAUGCUUUUUUAUCCAAAGACCUUUUCUUCUGUAAACUGCAGUAUUAACAAAACCUGAUUCCUCAAUUAAUGAGUGAGCAUUUUCACUCCCUACCAAGGGUAUGUUCUGAUUAAAUUGAGCAGGUUUGAGACAUGCCAUAGAUUUAUCAUAUGUACCUAUAAAGCCUUAAGAAAAACACAAUUUUACUCUACUUUGUUCAGUGGAAUAAUUUAUAAUGGCUUCAUUUUUCUACUCACCAUUCUUUAGGAAUUAAUGGUCAUGGCUACACAUUGGGAUGUUAUUGUAAUUCAUUCAUAUUCUUGUUUAAGAAAUCAUGUGACGAAUGCCACCGGUCUCUACACCAUCUUCAAUUCAGCACUAGUGCUGUGGAUUACUAGAAUAACUAGGAAACUAAGUUCCCUUUUGCCAUUUCUUUGAAAUGCAUCCUGGUGGUGAUCAAAUUCAAUUUUCAUUCUGCAAGCUGCCUAGGAACAAGUUCUUUAUUUCUCAAGUGAAGGUCGUGGGGUGAACAGGACUGGAGAAGGAUGGGGUCAGAAGGAAAAUAAUCAAUACUUACCUGGAUUAAAGUCCUGCUUCAUGAAGUGAAUAUAAGUUUCCCCUUGGCAGUUACAGGUCUGCACAUUGUACUGGCUGGUUCCAGAGUGAAGGCAGCAACUUAAUACGCAACUGCUAAUUAUUGUAAUUUCCUAAUGUUACCCCUGUAGGAAGAGGCCAGUGUCUCCACUAGUCCCCAUACAUUGUCUCAUGGGUGUUUAGAAUGCACCCUCUCAGCAUUUUUUAUGCAUUUUGUGUUAACUGAGUUUUACUAAUUUGACUUCCUGAUGCCAGAGUGGUCAAAAAAAAAACAGAAUGAAGCAGCCAGAGAAACAGUACAGCCUGUGGUUGGCAUCCUAAUGAUGUAUUCCUGUUAGUGUUACAAAGUUAUCCACAUGUUGAGAUAUAUUGACACUUCUCACUCACUUCCAGUGCCAUUUCCAGACUGCAUCCCUAUUGUGGGCGAUACAAUGGCUUUGUACUUUGCAGUUCAUUUCUGUUUAAGUUGCAGAUGGGAUUUCUGCAACUGAUGAAAUGAGCAGUAAGUAUCGAAAGCUGUGCAACAUGAAAAGAAAGUGUGGAUUCAGCAGGAGACCGAGACUCCAAAAUAGAUUGUCCCCAGUCCAUCAACAAAAAUAUUCAUUUGUAUAACUAUUCAGAUCUAACUAUCCUACUAGCUGGGACAUGCAUUUUCCAUGUGCUAUAUUAACCCAUUAAAGAUAUCUGAAGGAUAAAUAGUGUUUUUAUGUUUAAGGAAGUUUUUUUCUGUUACUAACUUUUGACACUGAUUUGAGGCCUUGCAAUGUAGAUUGUUAUGCUAAAAAUAAAGCAGCAGUCCAUUUGGAGGUUAUUCAGUGACUUGUAAGGAUAUGACUGAACUAUUUUUGAGAAAAGUAAUUGGAAGCUGAUUUUUUUAAAAUAUGUAUACUUUUAAUUUUGGUGGAAAAACCCCCAUACUGUGAUUUCUUUUCAAAAUUUCAGUCUGUCUAAAUAAGAGAUGUUGGAAGCCCGCUACUGCCCAAUUGCCAAAAUAGUUCAUCUCUCAUGGGUCACCACGAAUAAGGACUAACUGCACAAUGCAGCUGAUGGCACUGAUUCAGAAACUUGGGUUUAAAUCUAUUUAAUUUUUUUAAGCUUUCACUCCCUGGCCACACAAGUUCUGUAUCUGGGCUUGGGGGGGGGGGCGCGGGUGGUGUCAUUCAUCUUGUAAACAUCUGUUACCACAGAGCACAAGGCCUGAUGUGACGUUCAAUAUUCUGUUUCUGCUGGAUGGAGAGUGAAAGUUGCCAUUGCCAUUGUCUGAGAGGACCACUCCCUCAUUACAGAGAGAGAGGAUUGGUGGUGGGCUUAACCUGAUGGUUCCACCAUGACAGGAUCAAACUGUAUAAAUAGAGUGAGCUUACAGAAUCAGAAAUUGUCACCAUCUGCCAAACUUACUGCCCCCCAGUUAUUUACACAUACUCUUCUCUAGUGAGAGUGCCUCAGGAAUGCACAUGAUGCUAAAGUGGGGCAGCUGAGAAAUUAGCAUUCACUGAAGAAAUGGCUUCAUCUGUUAACACAGCAACUCCCAAGUUUACCUAAUGAUCAAUUUGAACAGGAAAACAAUGACCACAUUCUUUUAAAAAGGGCUUUCAUGAGAAUUAUAGUUUUUUAAAAACUUGAUAUUGGUGCCUCAUGAUUUGCCUCUUAGAUUUGCUUCUACCCAGGUCAAUUUUUAGUGUAGCAAGAAAAAGACACAUAUUGUUGAAGCUUCUCAUCUUGCUAAAUCAGGAUAAUUCAUAAGAAUACAAUUCAAGGGGAAAACCAACACUUAUACUGCAUGAGAGGAGGCAGUUGAUUAAUUGGCAAGUGGACUUUAAUUGAUGCUUUCUCCAAGGCAAUUUUUAAAAAAUCAUUCACAGGAUAAAUAUAUUGUUCUCUAGGCCAGCAUUUGUUGCCCCAUCCCUAAAUGCCUAGAGGAGAGUUGAGAGUCAACUACUUUGCUGCGGGUCUGGAGUCAAUUGUAGGCUAGACCAAAUAAGGAUGGCGGUUUCCUUCCCUAAAAGACAUCGAACCAGAUGAAUUUUCCCAACAAUCAAGGAUGGUUUCAUGGUUACUUAAUUCCUUUUUUAUUCGAUUCAAAUUCCACUAUCUGCCAUGGUCACAUUCGAACCUGGGUUCCCAGAACAUUACCGGGGUUGUUGGAUGAACAGUCUGGUGAUAAUCUCUUAUUGGAGAGGCCAUCAUCUCCCAUUGGCUGCCUUUGCCAGUCCAUUUUCCAACAAUCAGCACUCUCCUUUCAGGCAAUAUAAAUGUUUUUCCCCUCCAGUUGGUUUUCUUGCAAGUUGUUCUGAUGAUUACAAGAUGAGAGGCUUCAACAAUUUGUUUUUCAGCAAUACUCAGGUUUAUUGUUUAUCCCAACCACCUUCAAGAAGAGUUCCUUUCCUAUUCAUUUGUCAUUUUUAAGGACGUGAAUUUGGUUUCAAUGAUGUUCCUGUUGCGCUGUUACCUACAGCCCAUUCCAAAAUGUUCAGCCAAUCUCAGUCUUUAUCUGAUAAUCUCCUGAGUGGCCUCCAUUUAUCUUUGGACCAUCACAUUCAAAACUCCUACCUCAGUCACUGUGACAACAGAACACAAGGAUCUGUACAUGGUGCUAGUGAGUACAACUGGUGCCACUUUGGCAGCUUUCAGGCAUUCAGUCUGAGGUGGCUCAAUGUCUCAAAUAAUUGUUGAUUAAGCAGGUGCAGACACCACAGUGUGAAGGGGCUAUAUACAAGCUAAAGACUCUGGAAAGGAUCUUACUGCAAGUGAAGUUGCUUUGCUUUGGAGAUAUGACUGAAAUAAACAUUGUCAGCCACAGGAAAUAGUGAUAAACUAUUUUUUGAUUUAAUACAGCAUGGCAUUUUGCUAAUACUUACAGAAGAAUGUAACAGCCAUUUAGCAUUACACAUUUGUACACAGCUGUCACGGGUUGGGGGUCGGGGGGGUGGUGUGGGAGAAGUAACAGUCCAAGUGGCAUGGCCUGUUGUGAGGAAAUGUAAGUGAAACUAGAUUCCAGUGGACACUAUUGUUCUUUACCAAUCAGAACUGUUUUAAGACUUUUGUAAAAAAAAUAGUCCUGGCAACUAUAUAUCAAAAAUGCCACAUGUUUGGUGCUUAAGCAGGUUCCUUGGGAUUUGCAAGUGAACCUACUGUUGCUGUCUGUGUUCAAUGCAUUUUAUUUAAACAAUAAAAGCUUUUUAAUUCACUGGA
This is a messenger RNA of Stegostoma tigrinum, 19206 nucleotides long. It is a transcript of the gene hspg2, whose product is annotated as heparan sulfate proteoglycan 2. The coding region runs from base 211 to 13236 and encodes 4341 amino acids. The record is from RefSeq and is a predicted model, not a curated record. The transcript is spliced from 100 exons. Gene Ontology annotation, molecular function: protein binding; calcium ion binding. Lineage: Eukaryota; Metazoa; Chordata; Chondrichthyes; Orectolobiformes; Stegostomatidae.